CGGCAAAAGACGUCCAAACUCACACACAGGGAUUUGAAGGUGUCACGUGACAGCCCAGCAGGGACACCCCUCGCGCGUUGUCGUGUGACGUCACUGUCGUCGCACCCGCAUGGCUCAUGUGGUGUUUUUCAGUGAGAGGAAAAAAAAAAGUUGAGAGGCGUUCAAUGACAUAUUUUUGUGGAGGACGUUUUAUGGUAACUAUUCGGGAGUCCUUUACAAUUGGAUAUUUUGAAAUAUUAUUUAUCCUUCUGACUGAUGUUUCGGGGGUGCUGAUGAGUGCAUCGUGAACACAAUGAGGCAGUGUGUCCUUGCCGGGGACAAUGCAGCAAGAUGCUGCGUGGACUAUGUUUCUCCCACCAACUUGCCGCAUACUCGCGACCCUGGGCGAACAGAGACCAACGUAAAGGAGCUGACUGGAGCUAACUUGCAAACUCACUGCUCUGACUAGUGGAGUGGGUGUGUCAGUAGGAGUCUAUCACAGACAAGGCUAGGAUGACGACUUUUGCUGGUCUACGAGCCCACGGAAAUGCCUUUCAGAAUGAAAUUGCUGCGUCUGUGAUGGCCCUCUAGAACUGGAGUUGCCACACCAGGACUUUAAAACAUGAAGAUCAAGUAUGCCAUUGUCUUCAUCUUCAUCAUGGCCCUAGUCAUUAUUGAAAAGGAAAGUAACAUCAUAUCAAGGGUGUCUGAAAAAAUGAUGCUGAGACAAACGCCACAGCAGACCACACAAACUUCUCUGGAUUACAGCAACACAACACAACCUAGUCAGACCAUCAGUACGACACAAGGGAGUCCUUCUAAUCGCACUGAGGAGCAGCACGAGAAAGAACUUCAAAAUGGUCGUCGUAAGCACAUUUUACUUAUGGCCACCACGAGAUCAGGCUCUUCAUUUGUGGGACAAUUCUUUAACCAGCACGGAGAGAACAUGUUUUACCUCUUUGAGCCACUAUGGCACGUAGAACGCAUGAUGAUGAAUAAAUCUGCAGAAACGAACAACAGCAGCCUAUUGCCAACAAUUUAUCGGGAUGUACUUAAGGGCCUCUUCCUGUGUGAUUUCUCCCCUUUGGAGAAGUUCAUCUCUCCACCACCCCAGAACCAUGUGACCUCUGAGCUUUUCCGUAGACAUUCCAGUUCAUCACUGUGUGAAGAGCAAGUCUGUACUCCUGUCAUCAAGGACGUUUAUGAGCGGUACGGUUGCAAAAAUCGGCUGUGUGGUCCACUCAACUUGACGCUAGCUUCGCAGUUGUGCCUUUCCAAAAAACACCAAGCCAUCAAGACUGUACGCGUACAGAAGUGGCAAACGCUGCAGCCUCUUUUGGAGGACCCUCGCCUGGACAUGAAAAUAAUCCAGCUUGUCCGAGAUCCACGUGCCAUAUUGGCAUCACGCAUAUUGGCCUUCCCAAAGUACCAAACGUGGAACGACUUUGUGCACGAUGGUCAUCCACCCGAAAAUUACAAGGAGGUACUCCAAGGAAACUGUGACAACAUCAGGUGGGCCGCUGAGGUGGGCCUGAGCCAGCCUGACUGGUUGAGGAGACGCUACAUGUUGGUGCGGUACGAGGACAUCGCUCGAUUCCCAAUGCAGAAGGCCGAAGAGAUGUACAGGUUUACGGGGAUCCCGUUCAGCCCUCAGGUCCGUGAGUGGAUAUUGAGGAAUACCCACACCACACAGGGCAAAGAUGACCUCUUCUCCACCCAGAGAAACUCAUCAGAGCAGGCAGAAAAAUGGAGAUAUAACCUUCCUUUUACCCUUGCUCAGUUGGUGCAGCGACUUUGCGGACCCACGAUGAAGCUGUUUGGAUACAAGUUUGUGAACAAUGCAAAGAUGCUCGUCAACAAGUCCAUCAGCUUAUGUGAGGACAGAACAUUUCAAUAAAUGAAUCUGGAAAAUAUUUUACAGCAGUGGUAUCUGGACGUUUCGGGCCAAUUAGUGCAAGCAGAGAACAACUCACUCUCUCUAGACAAGGUCACUAGGGGAAUAAUCACCUGUGCUGAUAGGCCCUUCUCGAUAGUAGACCCCUGGGCUUACUUUAGCCCAUUGGAUUAGGUGGCCCUUUUCAGCUGCUUUACAGGACAUUUGACAUUUUCCAUUCCUAAAGCUGUUUUACAUAAAAGAGGUUUUAUUGCAGAUCAAAUAUGUGAUUUGUGUACCUUUUU
Messenger RNA from Corythoichthys intestinalis (scribbled pipefish), 2157 nucleotides. It is a transcript of the gene chst3a, whose product is annotated as carbohydrate (chondroitin 6) sulfotransferase 3a. Gene Ontology annotation, biological process: carbohydrate metabolic process; N-acetylglucosamine metabolic process. Lineage: Eukaryota; Metazoa; Chordata; Actinopteri; Syngnathiformes; Syngnathidae. The transcript is spliced from 5 exons. Gene Ontology annotation, cellular component: Golgi membrane; trans-Golgi network. Gene Ontology annotation, molecular function: chondroitin 6-sulfotransferase activity; N-acetylglucosamine 6-O-sulfotransferase activity. The coding region runs from base 602 to 1876 and encodes 424 amino acids. The record is from RefSeq and is a predicted model, not a curated record.